Cryptomeria japonica (Japanese cedar) is the source of this 4714-nucleotide messenger RNA. Its product is annotated as nonsense-mediated mRNA decay factor SMG7. Gene Ontology annotation, molecular function: telomeric repeat DNA binding; protein binding; telomerase RNA binding. The record is from RefSeq and is a predicted model, not a curated record. Gene Ontology annotation, cellular component: telomerase holoenzyme complex. The transcript is spliced from 8 exons. Gene Ontology annotation, biological process: nuclear-transcribed mRNA catabolic process, nonsense-mediated decay. The coding region runs from base 479 to 3781 and encodes 1100 amino acids. Lineage: Eukaryota; Viridiplantae; Streptophyta; Pinopsida; Cupressales; Cupressaceae.
AAAUUUAUUUGGCGUGUGCGCCCUGGGGCUGCUAAAACAAACCCCAAAUGGCUUGUAGCGCAAGCAUAUCAUCACCGCUAUAUUUAUCUUCAGACUUUUCCACCUUUUGUUUUUCCUAAUUAUCUGUGAAUAAAUUCGUUUCAAUCGUUGUGCCAGGGUUUUGUUUGGGCUAAUUUGGCGUAGGAAUUUAUCAGCUAGGGCGAUUUGAAUGCUGUGAAAGUAUGAUGAUUCAAAGAUUUUUGACUGCUAAACAUUUUGUCACAGUUUGUGUAGAACAAUAUAAAAUUAUUUGAGAGUGUCUUUGGCAUGCUUGAUUUUGAUGGAAAAUGGCUAUUCCUAUGGAGAAUUCAUCUUCUCAAUCAACACAAGAUAUGGUUCAACGUCGAUACAAAAGGCUUUAAUUGAGCAAGAACAGCAUUCCCUGGUCUUCCUCCAACUGGAAUGAAAAGCCAUUUUCAUUUUAGAGCAUCUGCUUGUUAUGGUGAUGGACUUGGAAAAAAAGUUGAGGGAUUCAAUUCAGGCAAAGACUCCUUCUGAUCCUAAUAUUUGGAGUCAGAUGCGGGAGAACUAUGAAGCUAUAAUACUUGAAGAUCAUGAUUUUGCAGAAGCAAAGGAAAUUGAACAUGCACUGUGGCACUUGCAUUAUAAGCGUAUUGAAGAGUUUAGAGCUCGAAUGCGGAGUGCUGUUGUUGCAGCUGGUGGUAAUAAUACAACUCAGGGAGGUAGAAGUGUUGCGAGGAGAGAACAAGUUAAUAAAAUCCGAUCUGUUUUCAAAAGUUUUCUUUCCGAGGCAACUGGAUUCUACCAUGAAUUAAAUCUAAAGAUCAAAGCCAAGUAUGGAUUCCCAGUUGAUCCCUUUUCUCAACAAAGGGAAGAUUAUUUAGGUUCUACAAAUGACAAAACUAAGUCUGCUGAUUUGAGGAAAGCUCAGGUUUCUUGUCAUCGGUGCCUGAUAUACUUAGGAGAUCUUGCUCGAUAUAAGGAAUUACAUGGAGAGGGAGAUCCUUCAGGGCGGGAUUUCAAAGUUGCAGAAAGCUAUUAUAUACAGGCUGCUUCACUCUGGCCAGCAAGUGGGAAUCCACACCAUCAGCUUGCUAUUUUGGCAACAUAUAUGGGGAAUGAAUUGGUGGCAGUCUAUCGCUAUUUUCGAAGCUUGGCAGUUGAGGCACCAUUUUCCACAGCAAGGGAUAAUUUGAUUCUGAUAUUUGAGAAGAAUCGUCAGCAUUACUCUCAUGUACGUGAAGCUGAAGUAGCCCUCAUUAAGCAGAUGCCUACAAAAGUUGCUGGAAGAGGAAGGGGUAGAGGAAGAGGGGAUACAAAAUUUGCUGUAAGAGAAGAGAAACAAGACCCCGCUAUAAAGAAAAUUCAAGUGAACAUUGCAGAGGUUAACAAGACCUUUCGCAUUCGGUUUGUCCGCCUUAAUGGGAUCCUUUUCACACGCACAAGCUUGGAGACAUUCGAUGAAGUUUAUUCUUCAGCUAUAAGUGAAUUUGAGGAACUUAUUACACCUGGAAAUAAUUCAGAGAUGGGAAUUGGUUCAGAUGCCUGGACUAGUGGUUCCACGUUUUGCGGACUUGUGGUUCUCCAGCUUUUGUCAAUUCUAAUCUAUACAGUUCAUAACGUAAAUGCUGAAGCUGAAAGCAGUAACCUGUCUUAUGCGGAAAUUUUGCAGCGAUCUGUCUUGCUGCAGAAUGCAUUCACUGCUUCCUUUGGAUUUGCAGGGUGCAUUAUUAGCAGAUGCUUGAAUGUGGAUGAUGUUUUCUCAUGCCCAUUCUUGCCAGCAAUAUUAGUCUUCAUGGAAUGGCUGGCCUGCAGGCGGGAUGUUGCAUUGGGUAAUGAAUCUGUUGAAGAGAAGCAAGCCAAGGCAAGAACACUGUUUUGGACAAAAUGUGUUAUUUUCUUGAACAAAUUAUUGGACCUUGAAAAGGUUUGCCAAGAUUCUAAUGGAGGUAGGUUGGAAAAUGAGGCCGCUUUCACUUCACUUAACAGGUAUAACGAGGAGGAAGCAGGUGGUGUUGCAUUAUGGGAGGAUUUUGAACUAAGGGGAUUUUUGCCAUUAGCACCAGCACAGCUUGCUUUGGAUUUUUCUAAACAACAUUCUCUCAGUGGAAAGAAAGAAAGGAACAUUAGGGUGCAAAGGAUCCUGGCAGCUGGGAAGGCUGUUGGAAAUUUACUCGAAGGCUCUGGGCAAGGAAUGUCUUAUGAUGCUGAUAUGAUGAUUUUUCAUGUUGCUGGAAGUUAUCCUGAAUACAAAAAGAAAAAAGAAUCUGAAGCCAUCAAGCCAAAGAUCACAAAAUCAAUGAACAAUCUUGAUAAUCAUGUACAGGUGAUUGGACCUGAAACUGUAAAGCAAGAUAUAUCUUACAUAGAAAAACCUGUGAUCAGUUCUUCAGUUGCUAUGAUUGUGAAGUCAGAUUCAGAUAGAGAACAAGAAGAAGAGGAUGAAGUAAUUGUAUUCAAACCUAUUGUAGCCGAAAAGCAUCCCGAGUCUGUAGCUCUGAACCCACAGCAGUCAUCUGUCACUGUUAGUGCAAAUUCAAGUUUUCAUGAUAUGACUACAGCCAUUACACCUCGAGAAUUGCAACAAAAAUCAAAUGUGGUCUCAUCGGUAGAGAUCCCUUUUCAUAUUUCUCAGUCCUCUGCCGCAUUGACAGGAGCAAUGGACGUUUUGUCUGGAGCAUAUUCAAAUCCUCAAGAAGUCUCAAAGUUAUUUGGGGGCUCUGCAAGUACUGUAGAUCAUUGGUCAACUGGCAUUGGAUUAUCUGCGCCUGGAAUUGCUAGUUCUCUUGGUAGUUGGGGUAUGACAGGUUAUGGAGUACCAUUUGGAAACAACCAUACGAGUCUCACGAGCAUGGUAAAUGUAAACAACCAUACAAGCCUCCCAAGCAUGGUAAAUGUAAGUCAACAAUCUGCUCAGCUUAUAAAUCAGUCAAACCCUUUAUGGUAUGGAGAUCGUGAGGCACAUGUUUUGGAAGGGAUAAUAAACCUAAACCUCCAUCAGUUUGCAGGGAAUGGGUCUAUGUUUGGAUCAGAGCUUCCAGCUGGUAUGAAUGGGAAAGUUGAAUUUGCUCCUGCAAAUCUGAGCAUGUUACCUUCUCAAGAUCUGCAUUCAUCAAUUGCACACAAUAGUGGAAUUUCUGUGGGUGCAGUAGCUUCUGGUAUGUCAGGGAAUCCACUUUUAUGUGAUCCUUCCUUAGGCACAGCUUCGACAUACUCCAACCAACAAAAAGUUUCUGUUGAACUGGAUGUAGCAAAAUCUGAGGUACUGCCACGAUCUGAGUUUGGUACAUUAACAUCAUCAACUACAAGUGUGACUUCAAAGGCUUCAAGCAUCCCUACAGUAAGUUCUACAGUGAUCUCUAAGAAGGGGCCUGUGAGUAGACCCGUUCGACAUUUUGGACCUCCACCUGGCUUUGGUCCUGUACCCUCAAGACCACUAGACAGCAAGGUUGAUUCGAUGCAACGUGGUUCUGCUGCAUCAAACAUAAGUGAGAAGGUGAUUCAGAAGAACGAGCAACCCCAGCUGGAUGACUACAGUUGGUUAGAUGGAUAUACGCCACUGAAUAAAGACGGAGGGAGAAAAGAUUCUCUUUUGCCUCACUCAGGCUACUACUCCUUGCCAGCGAGUGACAGCCUGAUCAAUGCUGCUACAACAUUUCCUUUUCCAGGCAGACAGGUUCCAAAUAUGAAGUUGUGUGAAGAACAGCAGCAACUUCAAUAUAACAGGAGGAGCCAAGAACAAUCGCUGUGGUCUGAGCAAUACUUUGGUCGAGAUCCUUGAGUUUUAUGAAGUCACUUUUAGUAAUGAAUUGGAUAUGCUGUUAUCAUUACCUGGGAUAUCCAUUGAAGCUUUGAUGUAUGGCAUGCUCUGUGGCUUCAUUGGAAAGGAUUUCUGAGCUAAGUAUUGCCCAUCAGUGAUCUAUAGGGCCGCCCAAGUCAAAGGGUUUUCACCUGAUAUAAACUGCCUCGCGAUCAAUUAUGUGAUAAAGUAUCUAGAUAAAGUUUGAUUUGUCAUGUCUUUGACAUUUCUUGUUGGAUUUGCUGGCCAGUUGGUUCUUCAGUGAUCUUUUCAUCAGAGGCUCAGCAAAACGUGAGGUGGUACAUUACCUCCAAAGAUCAUUAUGUGGAUUGGUAAAUUAUUAAGCUGGAGGUGGUGACUUGUUGGUGGGUUAUUGAACAAAGAAAGCAAAACAUAAGGUUCAGUAGUAUCCUCUAUUCAUUCUUUCCAUGGGCUUUACAAAUCAGAUUGAUCGAGAAUGUGUCCUUCCAGUUUGAAUUUUGAAUUGGAAAUAUGAGAAUGAAGGUUUUGAACUGCCAUGCUUUACAAUGAUCAAAAGGGUUUCUCAGCGUGCAUAUGGGCUGUGAUUGCACCACGUUUGCCAAAGAGAAAUCAAUUUUCUGGAAUUAGAGUUAUAGUGUUAAAUUUAUUUCAAUAAUACAUGGGAUGAGAUCCGGAGGGUGCUUGAACUGGAGAUUUGAUCUUUGGGUUCUUGCUACUUCUAUCUCUGUAGUAGCAGUGUUUUAUUGGUCCAAGAAACUUGAUUAAAGACUUGCUAUAUGUGUUCUAGCUGUUAUUAGUGAUUGAAAUCAGAAUUUGGGGAAUGUUUCCUGGCUAUGUGCUAUCUGAUUUUGAGGACAUAUUUUACUGCAAACAAUAAUGGAUGUAUGUUUGAUAUGACUUAAAUAAUUCAAAAUGUCAUUAGGUUCUUGUGGA